Cercopithifilaria johnstoni is the source of this 1056-nucleotide messenger RNA. The record is from the annotation of a GenBank genome assembly. NCBI's taxonomy places the organism in Eukaryota, Metazoa, Nematoda, Chromadorea, Rhabditida, Onchocercidae.
AUGCCAACGGAUCAGUUGGAUUGUAGUUAUCCUGGGGAAAGCGAUGGCGAAGAUGCUAAGGGAUCAGUCAGCGCAGAAACAUCUUCAUUUUCGCUGGAUAUAACUGCCAGAGGACGACCAUUGAUCAUUUUCAAAGGAUACGAACAUCGUCAAGUUCGAGUCGAUCGAGCGCGUAAUUUAAAGGCUUAUCGAUGCAUCAAAAAGAAAUGUAAAGGACGUCUGCACACAGAUUAUAAUGAUACGAACGUGAGAAUCGUUAGCGAACACGUUCAUGAACCAAAUUUUGACGCCGAAUUUAAGCGACGAAGACGUACGCUACUUCGAGAAUUGGCUCAAAAGGGUAAUGUUUCACCAUCUCAAAUAAUCCAGAAAGCUCGGGAUCUCGAAAUGCAAUACCAUGAUAUUUGUGAAGCUACAAAAACGAGUUAUGCUGCUGAAAGACGAUACAUUCAGCGUUACUGGAAUCGGCAGAAGCAGCAAGAAUUUUCCAGCGGAAACGAAUUAUUGCCAACAAAACAUCAGAUAAACGAUUGUAGCAGUCAUUUAAAAGUAGAACAAGAAGAGGAAGAAGAUGGCAGAGGUGUUGCAGAGGAAUCUGUUGACGGGCCACCUUUGUUUCCAGGCGAUUCUAUUCAGAUAUCCGAACAGUUCAAUCAGUUUUUACAAAUGACCACCAAUGGUUCAGCUAAUGGCAGUAGUGCUUCAGCUAUGAAUGUUUAUUUAAACUUAUUACUGCAACAAAUGCUUUCAAAUGUAGUCGGAAAUAGCUCUACCAACAACCUAAAGGAAACAGAUGAUUACUCUUCAUCAAAUUCCUCACAUCAGGAUCAGUUUUCAUCGUUGAACAUAAAACAGACAUCGGUUGAUGUAGGAAUUCAGACGACUAGCGAUGAAUCCGGAAUUCGUGCACCUGUUCAUGAUGCAGCGGUACGUGACACAUUAGCUUUAGAGCUGGGAACCAUUUUGGCAAAGAAAUUCUGGCCUCAGCAUUAUUUGCGCGAAGAUAAACUGAAACUUAUGGUUGAUGUUAUUGGUAAACUGCUCGGGUGCUGCUAA